Messenger RNA from Corylus avellana, 538 nucleotides. RefSeq names its product germin-like protein subfamily 1 member 13. The record is from RefSeq and is a predicted model, not a curated record. Lineage: Eukaryota; Viridiplantae; Streptophyta; Magnoliopsida; Fagales; Betulaceae. Gene Ontology annotation, molecular function: manganese ion binding.
CAAAGCUUAUUUAGAUAUGAUGAAAGGAGUCCAUUUCCUUGCAAUUGUUGCUCUCUUGUCACUUGCAUCCUCCUUUGUCUCUGCCUUCGAUCCCAGCCCUCUUCAAGACAUUUGUGUUGCAAUUGAUGACCCCAAAUCUGCUGUGUUUGUGAAUGGGAAAUUCUGCAAGGAUUUGAAGGAUACCAAGGCCGAUGAUUUCUACUUCUCUGGGCUCCAAAUUCCUGGAAAUACAGACAAUCGAGUUGGGUCAAAUGUCACUACUGUGAAUGUGGACCAAAUCCCAGGCCUCAACACUCUAGGCAUAUCUUUGGUUCGCAUUGACUAUGCACCAUAUGGACAAAAUCCUCCUCACACUCACCCUCAUCGUCCUCUUGAGUUUCAAUGCGCUCUCACGUGCUGUCAGAAGUUUCUGUGUCCCUAUUCAUGUGCUGUUGCCGGCCACUACGCUCCGCCUCAAUCAGCUGUUUUCAGAAAAGGAACAUCGGAUUCUAGAUCGGAGGCUACCGAUCAACAGGACUAUGUCAAGCAUGCACCUUAG